Molecule: messenger RNA, 1356 nt
Organism: Hypoxylon trugodes
Lineage: Eukaryota; Fungi; Ascomycota; Sordariomycetes; Xylariales; Hypoxylaceae
Product: formate dehydrogenase
Exons: 4
Coding region: 1-1356 (451 amino acids)
Cellular component (GO): cytosol
Molecular function (GO): NAD binding; formate dehydrogenase (NAD+) activity; oxidoreductase activity, acting on the CH-OH group of donors, NAD or NADP as acceptor
Source: RefSeq, a predicted model, not a curated record
AUGGUAUUAUUAACUCGUCAUCUCUCUUCAUGCUGCACUCGUCCCAUCUCUUCUUCUACAGCGCGGGCAUUUUCUACAACCACAGCAGCAGCUCGUUCUGUUAGCGAUGUUGGACCUGGAUCGCGGGCGGCGCUGCGAGCUGGCCUGACGUCACGUUCGACAGCAGCCCCAGCAAUAUCCAAGAGUUCACCCGCGCCCUCGUUCCACCCUCCACCACGAAUACCAGCCUCGACGCGUUUACUAACUACGCAACGUGAAAAGGUCAAAGUUCUAGCCGUUUUGUACGAUGGUGGCAUUCACGCCCAACAGGUUCCCGACCUCCUAGGAACAACCGAGAAUGAGCUUGGCAUCCGAAAAUGGCUUGAAGACCAAGGUCACACCCUCGUUACCACAUCCGACAAGGAGGGCGAGAACUCCACCUUCGACAAGGAACUCGUUGACGCCGAGAUCAUCAUCACCACUCCCUUCCACCCCGGUUACCUAACAGCCGAGCGUCUAGCCAAAGCCAAGAAGCUCAAGCUCGCCGUCACCGCAGGUAUCGGAUCCGACCACGUGGACCUAAAUGCCGCCAACAAGACCAACGGCGGCAUCACCGUCGCCGAAGUAACCGGCUCCAACGUCGUCUCUGUAGCCGAGCACGUAGUCAUGACGAUCCUAGUCCUAGUCCGCAACUUCGUGCCCGCACACGAGCAGAUCGAAGCCGGCGACUGGGAAGUCGCCGCAGCCGCUAAGAACGAGUACGACCUCGAGAAUAAGGUCGUGGGUACAGUUGCCGUGGGCCGUAUCGGCGAGCGUGUGUUGCGCCGCCUUAAGGCUUUCGACUGUAAGGAGUUGUUGUACUACGACUACCAGCCGCUGAAGCCUGAGGUGGAGAAGGAGAUUGGUGCACGCCGUGUUGACACUCUUGAGGAGUUGCUUGCGCAGAGUGAUGUCGUUACUAUUAACUGCCCGCUGCACGAGAAGACGCGUGGUCUGUUUAACAAGGACUUGAUUGCUAAGAUGAAGCCUGGCUCCUGGCUCGUCAACACCGCCCGCGGCGCCAUCGUCGUCAAGGAAGACGUCGCCGAGGCUCUAAAGUCCGGCCACCUCCGCGGCUACGGUGGUGACGUCUGGUUCCCUCAGCCAGCGCCCAAGGACCACCCACUACGAUACGCCAAGAACCCCUUCGGUGGCGGUAACGCCAUGGUCCCUCACAUGUCGGGUACUUCAAUCGACGCGCAGAAGCGAUACGCCGCCGGCACCAAGGCCAUCCUCGAGAGCUACCUCUCCGGCAAGCACGACUACCGUCUCGAGGAUCUCAUCGUCAAGGACGGUGAUUACGUCACUAAGGCCUACGGCCAGCGAACAAAGGCAUAA